AUGACGGGCGGAGCACUUGGCCGACCUUCUUUUGUCAAUUUCCGACUUUCGGUCUCGGCCUGGCUCUGUUUCUGGAUCCAGCUGCUGCUGUUCGCCAUCACCACGGCCGCCGAAUGGCUCCCCUCUGAGAACCCCCCUCGCGCCGUCUUUGUUGCAUUGGCACACGAACAGGACCUCGAGCCGGUCCUGUCCUCGAUUUACCAUCUCGAAGACACGUUCAACAACCGCUACCGCUAUGGCUGGGUCUUCUUCAGCACUACCCCAUUGAGCGACGAAUUCCGCAGACGGACGUCGAACGCCACCGCCGCCGUUUGCAUGUACGAGGUCGUCCAGGACGACGACCUAAAGGACCCGGGCCCUGUCAGCAACGGCGACGAUAAACGAGACGCGGCCCUCCCCGGCCGACUUCGCCACUGGAAGGCGGGCCGCUUUGCCAACGAGAAGCGCCUCAGGGACUACGACUGGUUCUGGAGAAUUGAGCCAGGCGUUCAGUUCGUGCACGACCUCCCGUUUGACAUUUUUCGCCUCAUGAGAGAUCAUGGAAUUGCUUACGGUUCCAGCAAGACUGGACCCGACGAUGGUCACGUCCAUGUCACCUCUCCACACGUACACGCGUUCAUUGAAGAUACAAUUAGCCGCUCCCAUCCCGAAGCCGGUAUGCCUUGGCUUUUGGACGCCAUGUGCCACCAAGAUGAUCUUGCCGAGGGUGGUGAGGCGGGGUGCGUCGAGCAGGUGAACGGACACCUGUGGGAGACUGUCGUGGAAGCCUUGCCUGACAGUGUCGAAGGCAUCACUAGCAUGCCUGUGUUGGGUGAUGAGCGCCUGGACGGCGCAGACAUGUCCGAGACGAGCUGUCCCUUUGAGGCGAUGACAUUGUGGCUGUCUGGUCUGUACAAGGGUAGACUCACGCCAGCUUUUGAAAUUGGAUCUCUGGCCUUUUUGCGUAGUCAAGGUCACCAGGCUCUUCUCGAGCAUCUGGAUAAGGCCGGCGGCCUUUACUCUGGAGGACCACACGAAGCGUCGACGCCGACCAUCAGCGCCAAGAUCUUUUUGCCCCAAAAGAGCGUGCUGCGCCUUCGCAAACGAGAGCGGCGAUGCCCGAGUCCGCCUGACGCGACGCCCGAGCCUGAUCUUGACCUCGACCUGUUUGCUCUAGGCGGCGGUUCUGGCACCGCUGCCAAACGCGUAGCUAGCCGGGCGCAGCAGCGCGGAGCCAAGGACCCGGGUGAGACCAUGGCUGGCUUGUUUGCUUUUUGGGAGCUUGUGGUGCAGGACUUUGGCAGGCAAGGCGGUAUGCCGGGCCUCCGAUCGGGAAACACGGUCAUUGACGAGCGCAACUUUGUUCUUGGGCAGUGGAAGUGA
Messenger RNA from Purpureocillium lilacinum, 1362 nucleotides. RefSeq lists its product as uncharacterized. Gene Ontology annotation, molecular function: alpha-1,2-mannosyltransferase activity. The record is from RefSeq and is a predicted model, not a curated record. Lineage: Eukaryota; Fungi; Ascomycota; Sordariomycetes; Hypocreales; Ophiocordycipitaceae. Gene Ontology annotation, biological process: protein O-linked glycosylation; protein N-linked glycosylation; cell wall mannoprotein biosynthetic process. Gene Ontology annotation, cellular component: Golgi apparatus; membrane.